GAGACUCUGAUUCUUCACCGGCGAUCCGCAGCGCUCACCGCAGCCGUAGCAUGAGUUGGCGGCCGCCGAUCUCGCCUGGCCGCCUCCUUCUCGUCGUCCAAUUCGUCGCCCUCUGCUCGAUUCCUGGGGCUUUUUCUUCGAGGCUUGUCACACUUGAUACCAUUGAUAUAUUUACCACUCAUGAAUGGUUCUCCAGACCAACUGUGUUUUUCCGCUGCAGUGGAGAUAACCAGACAUAUUUGCCUGACGUGAAGGAGGCAAAUUUGAUAUAUACCUUUAAGGGUGAAGAAUCAUGGCAGCCCUUAACGGAACUUCCAGAAAAGAAGUGCAAGCGAUGUGGUUUGUACGAACAGGAUAUGUUUAGAAAUGAUGUGUUUGAUGAAUGGGAGCUGUGUUCUAGUGACUUCAAAGAUGGCAAGUACACACACUUCAAGGAAGGGCAGUUCAAUGGGACCUUCCUGUGCCCAAACUGUACUGUCUCUGUUGGUGAUGCUGCAGCCCAUCACUCUAGCUCAGAGGUGGAAGCCAAAAAGACAUCUGUUGCUGUUACCAUAAUAGUAAGCGUUCUCGCUUCCGUUAUCGUCGUCCUCGCCUUGUUCGGAGCCUACAAGUACUGGCUGAAAAAGAAGAGGGAGCGGGAUCAGUUACGAUUUCUCAAGCUCUUCGAGGAGGGAGACGACAUGGACGACGAGCUGGGCCUGAGCAAUGAACUCUAAGAUAGCGAAUACAGUCUGACGCCCUGAUCUCCAAUCAUCCCAGAUUAGUUCACGUCGCCGUGUAUAAAAUGUUCUUCUUCUUUCCAUUUCUCUUUUCAGUUUUUAGCUUCAAAUUUUUGUGAUGUACAGCACCUCCACGGUUGAAAGACACGACUCUGACAGCAACAGAACAACUCUUUCGAUU
Molecule: messenger RNA, 900 nt
Organism: Triticum urartu
Lineage: Eukaryota; Viridiplantae; Streptophyta; Magnoliopsida; Poales; Poaceae
Source: RefSeq, a predicted model, not a curated record